AUGAGCCACCUCGAUAACCCCGUCACUCUUUUGAAGGAGAUCCUGGUGAGGAUUCCACUCAUUUUAAAGACGGCCCUUCUACAUGCAGUCCAUAUGUCCCCCGGCUCUGGGAAACAAGAUCUUCGCACCGAGUUGACCGUCGCCAUUAUCCGCUCGUUUAUCAACUUCAAGCUCCCCGUCAGCAAGCAGCAGAAGGGCAGUAUGCGCGACCCAGGCAUCAAGGGUCCCAUGUGGGUGUCCAAGGUCACGUUGCCUCGGCCGGAGAACGAUGUCCAGGAUGCAGUCAUUAAAGCGAUUGAGGAGCUGAAGUCCGGGGAUGAGACGUAUGAUAUUCCCGGAGUCGCACCUGUCGAGGCCGAAUGGACUGGGUAUCGCAAGGGCGUGGACAAGAACACGCCACAGCCUGAUAUCUCGGAAGAGGAGAAGUACAGGAAGUUGCGCAGUGACUCCGAUGCGGAUAUGGUCAUUUUGUACUUCCACGGAGGAGCGUAUUUCCUCAUGGAUCCCUGUACACAUCGCGUUGCAGUAUCUCAGCUCUCCAAGCACACAGGGGCCCCUGCUCUCUCGGUUCGAUACCGUCUGGCGCCCCAGCAUCCCUUCCCGGCGGCGCUGGUCGACGCCUUCGUCGCGUAUCUCUCGCUCCUCGCGCCGCCCCCGGGCUCGCUGCAUGACCCCGUGCCCGCCAACAAGAUCAUCCUGGCUGGCGAUUCCGCUGGAGGCAACUUAUCGCUAGCUCUGCUUCAGACCCUUCUGACUCUUCGUCGCGUUUCCCCCACCGUACGCUUCCACGGCCAGGACGUACGCAUCGAGCUCCCCGCAGGCGUCACGACAAGCUCCCCCUGGUGCGACAUCACAAGGUCCAUGCCCUCCGUCUUCCACAACGCGCGCUACGACUACCUCGACCCACCCAGCCAGACGCCAGACAAUACGUUCGUCCCGCUUCCCAUUCCCGAAGACGAGAUCUGGCCGUGCAGUCCUCCCCGCGGCGACUUCUUCGUCAACGCCAACGCCAUCCUGCACCCGCUCGUCUCUCCGCUCGCCUCCCGCGGUGAGAUCUGGAAAGACGCCCCGCCUAUCUUCAUUUCUCUCGGUGAGGAAGCGCUGACGGAUGAGGAUCUGCUACUCGCGCGCAAGCUGCACCGUGCUGGUGUGCCUGUGGUCGUGGAACAGUUCGAGGGGAUGCCGCAUGUUUUCGGUUAUGUUAUGAUUGGCACGCCGGCGGGUAAGCGGUUCUACAAGGGCGUGGCAGACUUCUGUCGUGAUGCGGUGGCAGGUCGCGUUAGAAGUUCGGGGAAUCUGACGUAUAUCGGGUUCAAGCUGCGAGCGACGAAGGAGAUUCCCCUAGAGAUGGCCGUGACCUUGAGUGAUGAGGAGGUGGAUCGGUUGCUGCGCAGGACGGCGAACUGGCGGCUGGAAGGUGAGAAGGAACUUCAACGGCAGGUGAUGGAGAGGGCAAAACUGUAG
Aspergillus fischeri NRRL 181 is the source of this 1464-nucleotide messenger RNA. RefSeq names its product putative lipase/esterase. The record is from RefSeq and is a predicted model, not a curated record. Gene Ontology annotation, molecular function: hydrolase activity. The coding region runs from base 1 to 1464 and encodes 487 amino acids. Lineage: Eukaryota; Fungi; Ascomycota; Eurotiomycetes; Eurotiales; Aspergillaceae. The transcript has 2 exons.